AUGAACUGUGAUAAUAUAGCAAAACAACUUGAAUAUGAUGAAUCUUUUUCUGACUCAUCAUUUGAUGAUGACAUUCAAGAUCCAGAUUACAUAAUUAUUGAAAAUGACGAACUCGGAGGCAUACUGGCUUUUGAUUCUGACCCAGAUGAUAAUUUUGAACUACUUCCAACGACACCCUCAGGAUCAGUUAAUAUUAUAUCAGAAUCCAGUGAAGAUGAACAACCUAUAUCUAUUCGUAAUGGUAAGAAAAGAAUAAAUAAUAAAUCAAAUUGGAAACGUAAAAUCACAAAAAAGAGUAGGUCUGAUGGUAUUGAACAUAAUUCUUUGCGUGACAAAAUUGUUCCACCUAGAACUACAGGCCCUGACUGUCACUGUAAUAAAGAAUGUUUCACUAAUGUAUCGGAUGACCAAAAAACCAACUUACUUGUAACAUUUAAUAAUAUAGGUGAUAAGAAUAAACAAGAUACAUAUUUGGCUGGAUUAAUUAGGGUCAACCCUGUUAUUCGUCAAAGGAAGAGAGAUGGUAGUCGAUCAAGUAAAACGUGUUCUGUAAAAUAUGAGAUAAAAAUUGGCUUAGAAAUUAUCCAAGUUUGCAAGAAGGCAUUUUGUUCUCUUUUAGGAGUUGGAAAAUCUAGAGUAGAAAGAAUUAUAAACAAUUUGAAAAAUAAUGUUCCCAGCCCAGUGGAUAAACGUGGUAAGCAUCACAGUCGACCAAAUAAAAUACCUGACAAUAUAUGUUUCCAAUUAGAUACGUUUAUUAGUUCAUUUCCUAAGAGACAAUCUCAUUACAGUAGAUCUGACAACAAUAAUGUAAGAUAUAUGUCUCCUGAACUUUCAGUUGCCAAAUUAUAUAGAAUGUAUUUGGAAAUAUAUGAACCUGAUGUAUAUGCAUUUUUAAACAGUGAAAAUGGUGAACAAGUUAAACCUAAAUUGAAAUACAACUAUUUUGCUAAUUAUUUCAAUAGAAAUUUCAACAUAUCAUUUGGCACUCCCAGAUCUGACACUUGUCAAACCUGUGAUAAUUUGAAAAAAAUUAUUGACAGUGAAAACAAUGAAGAAGAAAAAGCUAAUCUUGAAGUAGAAAAACAAAUUCAUUUGCGGAAAGCAGAAGUAUUUUACACUUAUUUAAAACAGUUAUCAGCUGAAGCCAAACAAAAUGAUUCAAUUGAUGUUUUAAGCUUUGAUUUUCAACAGAACAUGCCACUCCCACACAUCCCAUCAGGAGAUGUAUUUUAUAAAAGGCAACUUUGGUCAUAUAACUUUUGUAUACAUUCGGCGGGUACAGGCAAAUCUCAUUUUUAUAUGUACAAUGAAUCAUCAGGUAAAAAAGGACAGAAUGAAGUGAUAAGUUUUUUACAUCACUAUUUCAAAAACAUACUAAGUCCAAGAAUAAAAACAUUAUAUUUAUUUUCUGAUAACUGCAGUGCACAGAAUAAAAAUAAAACACUAUUUCAAUACCUAUCUGCUGUGGUCAACACUCCAACUUUUUCUAUCAAAUCAAUUAUUCACAGAUAUCCUGAGCCCGGGCAUAGUUUUCUGCCCUGUGAUAGGUGCUUUGGGCAUAUUGAAAAAGUACGUCGAAAAGUAGAAAGGGUAUUUUUACCAGAUGAAUAUGAAAAAAUGGUUUCAGAAACAAAUAAAAAAUUUAAAGUUGUUCAUGUUGAUCAAAGUAUGAUUUUUGAUUUUAAUAGUUAUCUAUCUCCAUUAGCUAAAAAAGUUAUAACUAACAAAGAGAAAGUAAAAUUUACUAUUAUGGCUUACCGAUAUGUUGAAUAUACAAACGAAGGUAUUUUUUGUAGUACAUCUGGAAAUUCUACUGCUAAAGAAAAGUACACUUUAAAUAAAACUGGCGAAGAACUAACUAUAAAUGAAAAUGGACUAUUAAGAUUGUACAAUGAACCCAUUAAACUGAAACUGUCCAAAUUCAAUGAUGUGACACAGUUAGCAAGCAAAUAUGUGCCCCAAGAAUACCAAUGGUUUUAUAUUGGACUUACUGCUGCUGAAGAAAGUAAUACCAAUAAUAGUGAUGGCUCUGACUAUGAAAAUUAA
Macrosiphum euphorbiae (potato aphid) is the source of this 2049-nucleotide messenger RNA. The record is from the annotation of a GenBank genome assembly. NCBI's taxonomy places the organism in Eukaryota, Metazoa, Arthropoda, Insecta, Hemiptera, Aphididae.